Molecule: messenger RNA, 693 nt
Organism: Effrenium voratum
Lineage: Eukaryota; Dinophyceae; Suessiales; Symbiodiniaceae
Source: the annotation of a GenBank genome assembly
AUGGUGUUCUCAGUGGAGCUGCUGGAUAGAGAAGGAGGCGAGAUUCGUGCAAGCUUGUUCAACGAAGCUGCGGAGCAGCACUAUGAUCUCAUGCAGUGCGGAAGAUGCUUCACGCUGUGCAACGGCAUCGUGCGCCCUGCCCAGAAGAAGUACAGCGUGCUCAAGCAUGGCUACGAGCUGGUGUUCGACGGCAGAUGUCAGAUACACAUGGUAGACGACGACGCUGACAUCGGAGCAGUGCGUCUAGCCGUGCAGAAGAUUGCUUCAGUGACACAGAUGGCUGUGCCUAGCAGCGUGGAUAUCUGCGGAGUCAUCGUUUCAGCGGAGCACCCUCAAGAGUUUCAGACCAAAGAAGGAAAAGCUUUAGUCAAGCGAGAGAUCACUGUGGCAGACGACAGCGGCCACAGCGUGCUGAUUACCUUGUGGGGUGACAGAGCCAGAUUAGAUAGUCGCGAGUUUGCCGGCAGCCCCGUGGUAGCCCUCAAAGGAGUUCAGGUCAAGGAGUGGAUGAGCUGUCGAAGCGGCUCCAUGGCGGAAGCAGGAUCCAUGAUACUCAACCCAACCUUCUUGCCAGAGGCGCAGCGGGUAGCCGCCUGGUGGUACAAGGGAGGCAACCAGCAGAGAUUGACCUACAUCUCACAUUCGAGCAGCCAGCUGGUAGUCUUCGACCUCCACAAAGAGCGACCUCGGUAG